Paramisgurnus dabryanus is the source of this 2149-nucleotide messenger RNA. The record is from RefSeq and is a predicted model, not a curated record. NCBI's taxonomy places the organism in Eukaryota, Metazoa, Chordata, Actinopteri, Cypriniformes, Cobitidae.
GUGAGAGGGAGGGGUGUAGUAGGAUGCUGAAAUACUAAAGGCUCGUGCCAGGAGCACAGUCAGUCCUCUUAUUUCUGUUAAAUACACUGGAAAUGUUCAGAUAGCUGUAAUAUUUGCUGGGCUGUGUUAUCCACCAUGUCCUACAAACACAGGGUGGUCAUGUGAUCACAGGCUGGGUCAGUCUGCACGCUACCCCAUUGAUUAUUUGGGAGAUCAGCAAAGUCCUCUCUAGAAGUCAAUUGAGGUUUAUCUGUCAUGGAUACAAAUGUGAUACCAAAAUUCGCUUCCAAAGACGAGGAAAUUGACUUCUGGAAGACUCUUUCACUCAAGUACAAAAAAAAUUAUAAAGAGGCACAGGAGGAGUUGCUGGAGUUCCAGGAAGGCAGCAGAGAGCUGGAGACCGAGCUGGAGACACAACUGGGCCAAGCGGAGCAUCGCAUCAGAGACCUGCAGGCAGACAACGAGAGACUGCACCACGAGCUCGAUAUAUUCAGGGAUAAGUUGGAGCAGCAGUAUUCUCAGAGUUAUAAGCAGAUCUCCAUGCUGGAGGAUGACCUCAGUCAGACUCGAGGCAUCAAGGAGCAGCUGCACAAAUAUGUCCGAGAGCUGGAGCAGGCCAAUGAUGACCUGGAGAGAGCUAAGAGAGCCACAAUUACGUCUCUGGAGGACUUCGAGCAGAGGCUGAAUCAGGCCAUAGAGAGGAAUGCCUUUCUGGAGAGUGAACUGGAUGAAAAGGAGUCUCUCCUGGUGUCUGUACAGAGACUUAAAGAUGAAGCCAGAGACCUGAGACAAGAGCUUGCGGUACGAGAGAGGCAGCCGGACGUGACUAGAAUGUCCGCCCCCAGCUCUCCGACUCCAGACAAUGAUAAAACGGACUCGGCCGUCCAAGCCUCACUGUCCCUGCCCGCUACACCUCUUAGCAAGAACCUGGACAACGUUUUCACCAACCAGACUGUUUUGACCAGCGGCAGCACCAAUUCAGCCCUUACCCCAUCUGCUAGAAUAUCAGCUCUUAAUAUUGUUGGUGAUUUACUGCGCAAGGUUGGGGCUUUAGAGUCAAAGCUUGCAGCCUGUAGAAACUUCGCCAAAGACCAGGCAGCCAGGAAAAACUAUGUCACAAAUGUCAACGGAAAUCUGAUUAAUGGAGAGAUGGCAAAUUACUCUCAUUCGCUCCACACGUCCUACUUUGACAAAGCCAGGACAGUGAAUGGCUUGGAUCCUGGUGCCGUGACGAACAUCACAACCCAACCACUUACCAACUCUCCGUCCAGCCUGGUGCUCACCGUGUGACCCACAGAUCCUUCCCACACACACAAAAAAAGAACUACUACACAGCAAUAUACCAAUUUCUUUUAAUACACUACUGAUACCGACUGUCUGGGUUACAGUGGGUUACAACAGGGUUAACAGCAGCACUUAAUGCUUUCCCUCUGCUGCUGUGUUCUACACUACUGCUAGUUAAGUAAUUGUUAAUAGUUCUUAAACAUGUAUAUACCCAUCUAAUAUAUUUAUGGUUGCUGUUUGUAUAGAUAUGAACUUAUAAACUCUGUUCUCUGCGAAUGUAAUGUCCUUUACCACAUUAUGAAAAUGUAUUUAUUGCUAUAUAUUGCUAAAUUUGUGAAAUCAGAAGGAAAUCAAUAAUAUUUGUUGUGCAACACAUUCAAGUGUGUUUGAAAGUAGAUAUGAUAUAUAUGCUGUAUAUUAAAGGAAGAAAAUGUGUAAAUUUGACUUAAAUGUGCACUUAUGUGACAGAAACUGGUUUCCGUUUUAUCUGUUUUGUAGCAAAAUCUUUAAUAUUGCUAAUGCACGCCUCAUAUUGGCCCCUACUAUUUAUAUGUUACUUAAAACACACUGGUGCAAGUGUCACAAAGCAAGAACUUGGACAGGAAAGAUGAUAUGGAUAGUUAAAGCACGUUUACUAUUUAAACACUUGGUCUUGGUAUUACUGACAAUCGACUGACUAAUAUGACACAUUUGCCUGUAAGUCUCAGGUUGGUUUCCCAGCCUUCUAGUAUUUGUUAUGAAGUCCAAACUUUAAUUUUUUACAGAUUUCUCUGGUGGAAAAUAAUAAAUCCUAUUUAGUUUGGUUUGAAUAGAUGCACUUUGUUACUUUUGCGUGGUCAAAUAAACAGUAGUGUUCUCACUUAGA